This is a messenger RNA of Salvia splendens (bonfire salvia), 669 nucleotides long. RefSeq lists its product as uncharacterized. Bases 1 to 669 code for a protein of 222 amino acids. The transcript has a single exon. Gene Ontology annotation, molecular function: zinc ion binding. The record is from RefSeq and is a predicted model, not a curated record. NCBI's taxonomy places the organism in Eukaryota, Viridiplantae, Streptophyta, Magnoliopsida, Lamiales, Lamiaceae.
AUGUCUACCAAUAGAGAUAUUGAAGUAUAUAACAUAAAGGACAAGGAUUCAAACUCAUGGACAGUGACUUACUCCAUUGGUGAUGACACCUAUUUGUGUGGAUGCAAAAAAUUUGAAAGACUUGGUCUAUUGUGCAGCCAUAUAUUUUCUGUGUUGAAAUAUAAUUUUGUUAAGUUGAUACCCGAGAAGUUGCGUGGAGGAAGAUGGUUGAAGUCACAGUUUAUGAAGCCAAUACAUGGAGGUUUUUGUGAUAAUCAAGAAAUACACCCUUCUGUGGACAAGAAGAAGAUUGCAUUUAAAAACUUGUAUGCAUUAUUCAUUGAAACAGCACAAAGCAUUGAAGGGAACAUUGAUCAAAUCAAUGCAUUUGCUGCAAUUAUUGAAGAAGGUAAAAAGCAGCUUCUUGGAGAAGGUGUUGUUCUGUCUUCCAUAGAGAAGAGAACAUUGAUUGAGAACUUCUAUGGCUCACAUGUUCCGAACAUUAUUGAAGUUCAUCCUCAUGAUGUUGUUAGUACAAAGGGAAGUGGAAGUAGGAAGAAAUCGAAGAGGGAGUCAGCAAUGAAGUUAGCAAUGAAACCAGGCCGAAAGUGUGGAAACUGUCAAGAGAUUGGACACCAUGAUUCUAGGAAUUACAAAAAGGUUAAUGAGAAGGAAAAUCAGAGGCAAUGA